Messenger RNA from Suillus discolor, 984 nucleotides. RefSeq names its product ribosomal protein S5 domain 2-type protein. Lineage: Eukaryota; Fungi; Basidiomycota; Agaricomycetes; Boletales; Suillaceae. The transcript is spliced from 2 exons. The record is from RefSeq and is a predicted model, not a curated record. Gene Ontology annotation, biological process: regulation of translational initiation. Bases 195 to 950 code for a protein of 251 amino acids. Gene Ontology annotation, cellular component: cytoplasm.
UUCCUGCAUAUAUAGAUGGAGGUGGAAGGAGCCCGUCGAAUAGUGACUAGCAUUUUCUUUGCUGUACUUGUUGCAUUUAUCUUACUGACAGUUUGUGUACACGAACCUUCUAACUACCACUAACUAUGGUACUUAUAAUCGAGCAAACCUGCUCGCUUGUUCAUUUGACGUCACCGUCAUCUUGAACCUGCUGCAUGUCUAACCUGUAUUCAUAUGUGAGGGUCGACCGCCCUGCUCCCAAAUGUUUGGCUACCUCACAGGAGAUUCGUGACCGUGGGUCUGCGUUCGUGGGCAGCGUGUAUCGCGCUAGUACACCCGAAGAAGCUAAAGCUGCAAUCUUCCAUCACCGAAAUGUCGUUCACGCUGGAAAGAAGGCCUAUGAGAUAUCUGCGUGGAGAUGCAUGAUGCUGAAACAUGGCAAGUCAGGACUCGGAGGUCCUGAUGACUUCGAGGUUCAAGCAGGAUAUGAUGACGAUGGGGAACAAUGGGCUGGGAGCAAAGUGUCGAGGGUCAUGCAACACGAGGGUGUACUUGACGCUGUUGUCAUCGUCAGUCGAUGGUUCGGCGGGACCCUUCUGGGACCAGCUCGAUUCACUCACAUCGAGACUUGCGCCAGUGAAGUAUGUCGUACAUUCAAACGAGUCGAAGAGAUGGACGAAUGCAUUUCAACGCUUACAAGGCUCGACGAUAUGUUGGCAAGUCUGCGGCAAGAGUUAAGCGACCUGAUUCAGAAUACUGAAUCGGCAACGAGCGGCACCUCGGCCUCAGACGAAAUCCAUAAUGCAGAAGGAAGGAGAAGCAGACAGCCCGAUUACACAGCCGUGCAGAGGGAUCUUGACAUCACAAAAGCGAGGAGACUCGUCGGUGCUAGAGAAAGUGCAGUCAAAAGUGUCAAGUCUCUGUUAUCGAAAAAGAGAAUAACUUUGGCGAGUGUUGAGGCCGAAGGGUAGCACAAUCAUGCGCAAGAGAGUUGUCACGGUCAAA